Molecule: messenger RNA, 1118 nt
Organism: Otolemur garnettii (small-eared galago)
Lineage: Eukaryota; Metazoa; Chordata; Mammalia; Primates; Galagidae
Gene: TMED4
Product: transmembrane p24 trafficking protein 4
Exons: 5
Coding region: 130-813 (227 amino acids)
Biological process (GO): endoplasmic reticulum to Golgi vesicle-mediated transport; intracellular protein transport; positive regulation of canonical NF-kappaB signal transduction
Cellular component (GO): Golgi apparatus; COPII-coated ER to Golgi transport vesicle; endoplasmic reticulum-Golgi intermediate compartment
Source: RefSeq, a predicted model, not a curated record
UGUGGUGUACCGAGUGCGGGUGGAGGGAGGGCGCUCCGGUACAGGCAGCCGGUCCAGGGCUGUUGCGCGGCAUACUAGGAUGGCGCGCAGGCGCAGAGCGGUGCGCAGGCGCGUCGUGGGUGAGGCGAGAUGGCAGGUGCCGGAGCCAGGCUGCUGCCUGUAAUGGGGCGGCUGGCUCUGCUGCUUCUCGCGUUGUGCACCGCGGGCGCCUGGGGGCUCUACUUUCACAUCGGCGAGACGGAGAAGCGCUGCUUCAUCGAGGAAAUCCCCGACGAGACCAUGGUCAUCGGCAACUAUCGCACCCAAAUGUGGGAUAAGCAGAAGGAGGUCUUCCUGCCCUCAACCCCUGGUCUGGGCAUGCAUGUGGAAGUGAAGGACCCUGACAGCAAGGUGGUGCUGUCCCGGCAGUACGGCUCUGAAGGUCGCUUCACGUUUACCUCCCACACUCCCGGUGACCAUCAGAUCUGCCUGCACUCAAACUCUACCAAGAUGGCUCUCUUUGCUGGUGGCAAACUGCGUGUGCACCUGGACAUUCAGGUUGGGGAGCACGCCAACAACUACCCUGAGAUUGCUGCUAAGGAUAAGCUGACCGAGCUGCAGCUCCGUGCCCGACAGUUGCUUGAUCAAGUGGAACAGAUUCAGAAGGAGCAAGAUUACCAAAGGUAUCGUGAAGAACGCUUCCGACUGACCAGCGAGAGCACCAACCAGAGGGUCCUGUGGUGGUCCAUUGCUCAGACUGUCAUCCUCAUCCUCACUGGCAUCUGGCAGAUGCGUCACCUCAAGAGCUUCUUUGAGGCCAAGAAACUGGUGUAGUGCCCUCUCCAUGUAACCUGUGCUUCUCACUUCAUUUAUUUGGCACUUCCCCCACCCAUUCCCUUAUCCACAUGGAUUUUGAGGGAAAAAAAUGAAAAAGAAAGUAAGUCACAUUGGUUCCAUAGCAACAAACCAUUAAGAUCAACCAGUUGUUAACCCUGGUUCCCAAGGACAUUGGUUCAAGAUUUCAAAAUCAUUCUUAGGACUUGUGAAGCAUUGGAACUAAGCCAGGACUAAGUCUGACUUCUUUUGUCUCCAGUGAUUCCAUUCUGUUCUAUCACAAAAUGAGCAAAUGAAAAAUGUCU